Cetraspora pellucida is the source of this 366-nucleotide messenger RNA. The record is from the annotation of a GenBank genome assembly. Lineage: Eukaryota; Fungi; Glomeromycota; Glomeromycetes; Diversisporales; Gigasporaceae.
AUGUUUGAGCCAACAAUUAAUAAUAUGGAUGACUCAAGUAUUAAAGAUGAAAAAGAUGCAUUUGAUAAUGAUGAAAAACCAACUAAUAAAGAACAAAUUAUGUUAAAUAAUUCUAUUAAUACUACAGACUUGCAAACAAAGUUAAAGCAAAGAUAUAUACAAUACUUUAUUACAAAUAAAUUGGCAGCUGAAAGAAUUCUUAGAAACUUAUAUGAUAAUGAAAAACUAUUAAAAAAUGAAGAAAAUCUAAGUGAAUAUGAAAAUCAAGAUUUGAAUAAUGCUAACAAAAUAGAUAAUUAUAAUCCUAACAAUGAUUUUCUAUAUACAUCUUGUUUACUAAAAUCAUUAGAAAAGGAUGUUUCUCAA